Messenger RNA from Arabidopsis lyrata subsp. lyrata, 1616 nucleotides. RefSeq names its product F-box protein At1g52495. NCBI's taxonomy places the organism in Eukaryota, Viridiplantae, Streptophyta, Magnoliopsida, Brassicales, Brassicaceae. The record is from RefSeq and is a predicted model, not a curated record. Gene Ontology annotation, molecular function: protein binding.
CAAAACUAAUAACACCAAACUUUAAGAGUCUUAAAAAAUCUUAAUUGAAUAAUAAAAGAUUCUUCAUAACAUUUUAAGUCAUUAAAAGUCCUAAACAAUCACAAACCAAUAACACCCCUUUAGUUUUUUUUUUUUUUUAAUACAAAAUCCUAAGUUCUUGAAUUAUACCUUUUGAAAAAUAUACACAUUAUACCCUAAUCUGUUUUUCUUUUGGUAACCAAAACCCUAAUUCUCUAACACGAUAUAUAUCAUCCUUUACUUCGCCUUUUUGAUAACUUCCUAUAUCUCCUCCACCUUCAUUCUUCACGCUGUUCUCUUCAUUUUUCCCCCACCUCUAUUCCACAUAUGACAUAUCGAUUAUUCUUUUGAGUUUAAGUUUUCAUAGACCACCGGCUCCAUGUUUAGUGUUAAUAAAAGAACACAAGCCUUCUCUGUCUUUAUUUUCUUUUUGUCCAUUGCUAAAUCUAUCAGAUAUUUGACAAAGCAGAGAUCAUCAAAACAAGAAGAAAGAAGAUUGGAAGAUUUUCAACUUCUUUUGUCAAAAUUAAAAGAUUUUCAACUACCCCUUGACCUAAUUGUGGAGAUACUCAAAAAACUCCCGACAAAAUCUUUGAUGAGGUUCCGAUGUGUCUCAAAGCAAUGGUCAUCCAUUAUAAGCAACCGUAGAGACUUCGUUGAGUCGAUCAUGUCUCGGUCUUUGAGACAGCCGCCUCAUAAGCUUCCGGUCUUCAUCUUCCACCGGUGUGCGCCUGAAACUUCCUUCACCGUGUCGUCUACAUUCUCUCUAAGCACAAAACCCAAAGUAUCAAUAAUGCCUGGACCAAACAACUAUUAUUCGUUCAGGUAUCAAUACAUCCAAGGCUUUAUCUGUUGUUCUUCACCAGUAUAUGAUGUGGUUACGAUAUACAACCCUACCACGAGGCAAUGCAUUCCUUUACGUCCGAAGAUCGAAUCAAUGGCACCGUCACCAAAGAGACACAAACAUUGUUACUUUGGAUACGACCAUGUCAUGAAUGAAUACAAAGUGUUGGCCAUGGUUAUUGACUCACAAGAGUUAACGCAAACUUUUCAAUUGGUUAAAGAUUGUCAACAAUGGAGGACAAUCCGAGGCAAUAUUGAUGAGGAACUCAUUCCAAACGGCCAAGCGGGGGUAUGCAUUGACGGAACUAUUUAUUACGUAGCAGUUAGAAGAAAAGAAAUGUUCAAAUAUGGUGAAACUAUAAUGCUGAGUUUUGACGUGAGGUCGGAAAUAUUUUAUCAUGUCCGCACUCCUGAAGCAUUGUGGAGUCCCAAGUGGAAUGAUCGAGCUCUUUUCAACCACCAAGGGAAGCUAGGAUGCAUAAGUAAUAACGAAAACAAUACAAGUGUGUGGAUUAUGGAGAAUGCUGAGAAACAAGAAUGGUCCAACAUUACUUUUGACUUGCUUGAAUACCCUGGAGGUGAUUUCAGAACUUUCUCAGGUAUAUCACUCAUGCUGGUUAAUGUUAAUUUCAGUAUUUCCUAGUAAAUAUUGAUGAAAAUGGUGAGAUCUUGAAUUCUAUAUUUGUAUAGUUUAUGAAAUAAUGAUCCAAGAACUAUAAAGAAGUUUCAAUAUCACCAUCUCUAUAUUAAUCGUC